Messenger RNA from Perognathus longimembris pacificus (Pacific pocket mouse), 841 nucleotides. RefSeq names its product coiled-coil-helix-coiled-coil-helix domain containing 2 (gene Chchd2). Gene Ontology annotation, molecular function: sequence-specific DNA binding. Gene Ontology annotation, biological process: mitochondrion organization; positive regulation of transcription by RNA polymerase II. Lineage: Eukaryota; Metazoa; Chordata; Mammalia; Rodentia; Heteromyidae. Gene Ontology annotation, cellular component: nucleus; mitochondrion. Bases 108 to 575 code for a protein of 155 amino acids. The transcript has 4 exons. The record is from RefSeq and is a predicted model, not a curated record.
GUGCUAGAGCCAGCCCCGCCUACCGUCUUCCGCUCUCCUUCACAGAAGCCUCAGACCACUUCGCAGAUCUCGUCGUUUCUAGACUUGCUUCUCCGUCUCGGUCCAGGAUGCCGCGUGGAAGCCGCAGCCGCACCUCCCGCGUGGCCCCGCCGGCCAGCCGUGCCACUCAGAUGAGAGCUGCACCCAGGCCAGCUCCUGCAGCUCAGCCGCCAAUGGCAGCCCCAGCAUCUGCUGUGGGUUCUCCUGCAGCUGCGCCCCGACAGCCAGGGCUGAUGGCUCAGAUGGCUUCCACAGCUGCUGGUGUGGCUGUGGGCUCUGCCGUUGGGCACACCCUGGGCCAUGCAAUCACUGGGGGCUUUGGUGGAGCUGGUAAUGCUGAGCCUGCCAGGCCAGACAUCACUUACCAGGAACCCCAGGGAGCCCAGCUGGGACAGCAGCAGCAGCAGCUUAGUGGCCCAUGUUCCUAUGAGAUAAAACAGUUUUUGGAGUGUGCCCAGAACCAAGGUGACUUUAAGCUCUGCGAGGGCUUCAAUGAGGUGCUGAAGCAAUGCAGAAUUGCAAAUGGACUGGCUUAACCAUCAAGUUCAAGUUGAAGAAAUAGAAAAUCACCUCUGAUGACCAAGUUGAUUGAACAUGGAAAUGUAAUUGCUAGUGAUACUAUAGAGUGUAAAACUAAGUUAAUUUCUUGUUAUUAAUCUCUUCCUUGCUUCACAGUGGCCAUGGAAGAGGGUGUUGUGACUUUUUAAUAGAGGUUCACUGAGAUGGUGGUAUAGAAUUGGAGCUGACAGGUCUACAGCUGUUCUGAUGUUAUUUUGAGUUAGAAUAAAGUGAUUUCUUCCAA